Messenger RNA from Myripristis murdjan (pinecone soldierfish), 3348 nucleotides. RefSeq names its product actin filament associated protein 1-like 1a (gene afap1l1a). The record is from RefSeq and is a predicted model, not a curated record. The transcript is spliced from 20 exons. NCBI's taxonomy places the organism in Eukaryota, Metazoa, Chordata, Actinopteri, Holocentriformes, Holocentridae. Gene Ontology annotation, cellular component: cytosol. The coding region runs from base 133 to 2496 and encodes 787 amino acids. Gene Ontology annotation, molecular function: SH3 domain binding.
CAACACACAUACACACACACGCUCACACACAUACACAGACACACGCUCACUCACUCACACGCUCCUUCCGUCACUCAUGGCCCUGCGCUAGAAACCACCGUUUUCUCCGCUUGAGCCAGCAUCUGCAGUGGAAUGGACACAGACAACACUAAAUCGAUGGAGGUGUUGGUGAGUGAGUUGGGCAUCCUGCUGAAGCUGCUGGACCAGGAGAACCUCAGCUCCUCCACCCAGGAAAAGAAGACCUCUGUCCGCAACCUCCUCCAGCAAAUACAGCCAGCAGUGUCAGGGACAGACUACAUCUAUGUGAACUCAGCUGUCUACAGGAAUGGCACCAGCUUUGUAGAAUCCCUUUUUGAGACAUUUGACUGCAACCUGGGGGAGCUUAAAGAUGUUACAGAGGAUAUCAAACAGGACCAGCACACACAAACUGAUGAGACAACCGCUUCAAAACAGGACUGCACAGACUCCCAGGCCCCUCACUCUGCUAACUCUCCUCCUCCUCUGCCCACUACGCCUCCUCCUGAGGAGUAUUACGAGGAGGCAGUGCCCCUCAGUCCUGGCAAGAUGCCGGAGUACAUCAUCACACGAGGCAGUUCCAGCCCUCCCAACUCUAUAGAGGAUGGCUAUGAAGAUGCUGAGAACAACUACCCCCAUACCUGGAUAAACUCACGCCGCAAAAACUCAUACAAUGAUUCUGAUGCUCUGAGCAGUUCGUAUGAGUCGUACGAGGAAGAUGAGGAGGAGAGGAGCCCCGGGGCCCGACUCACUCACCAAUGGCCCUCAGAUGAGAGCUCCAUGCCUCCUGCCAGGGACUGUCGAAUCUGUGCCUUCCUGCUGCGCAAGAAACGCUUUGGCCAGUGGGCAAAACAGCUCACUGUUAUACGGGAAAACAGACUACAGUGCUUUAAGAGCUCUAAGGACACUUGUCCUUAUGUGGACUUGCUGCUGCCCCAGUGCACUGUGGUCUAUGCUCCGAAAGACAGCAAGAGGAAGCGCCAUGAGCUCCGCUUCACCUUACCCAAUGGAGACACUCUGGUGCUGGCUGUGCAGAGCAAGGAGCAGGCUCACAGGUGGCUCAGGGUUGUGAGAGAGGUGAGCGGCCAAGGAACAGGACCUGACGAAUCUGCAUCUCCUGUCAUUCCGAGAAAAAUUGAACUUGACAAGAGGUUGUCCGCUGAGAAGAACACAUCUGAUUCAGACAGUGUGGGCGUGUCAACGGGAGACAACUGCCGAGAGAAUGGCAAAGUGAAGCGGGGGGCUUUUGCCGCAGGCCGGAAGAUCACGCGCAUCAUCAGCUUCUCAAAGAAGAAGCCUCCUCGGCCAGGGGACCCUCGCAUGGCUUACAGCGACCCAAGACAAGGCUACCUGUUAGUGCUGGUGAACCAGGUGUGGCGGGAGCAGUGGUGCUGUGUGUGCAGAGGUGCCUUGCAUUUCUACCAGGACAGAGGAGACCCACGGGCCUCCCUGCCCUCCCUCCCUCUCCAUGGCUGUGAGGUGGUCCCAGGGCUCGGACCCAAACACCCCUUUGCCUUCCGCAUCCUGCGGGCCAGCACAGAAGUGGCUGCUUUGGAGGCGGGGAGCUCUGAGGAGUUGGGGAGGUGGCUGGGCGUUCUCCUAGCAGAGACGGGCUCAGCAACAGACCCAGAGUCACUGCACUACGACUACGUUGAUGUGGACACCAUCGCUAACAUCCGUGACGCUGCACGGCACUCCUUCCUGUGGGCCACCUCCUCCAGCAGCACCUCCACUGACUCCCGAACAUAUGAUGAGGUUCCUAAUGAGGACAUGCAGGGGGGAAGCAGUCCGUAUGAAAGAGGAAAAAAAGACAGAAAAGCUAGAAAAAAGAAAAAUGAAGAAGGGAUCAUACUGCUGAAAGGAAGGCAAAAGCCAGUGGAGAACAGCAGAAAGCAGUCAGGGAAUCAAGCAAAGCGGCGCUCCAGUUUCUCCGGCAGUGACUCUGGCAGAACCAAGCCGGUAGUGUCUCUCAAACGCACAGGCUCAAAUGCCAACCAGUAUGGAAGGUAUGGGAAAACACGAGCAGAGGAGGAUGCCAAGCGCUACCUGAAAGAGAAAGAGGAGCUGGAAAGAGAGAAGGAUGGGAUCCGGAAUGCACUGGUCGCCCUCCGACAGCAGAAAAGAGAGUUGAAGGAGGAGCUGAAGACGGCCUCUGACAAGCACAAGUCUGCCCUGUGUGAGCAAGUGUCCCAGCUGGAGGAGGCUUGUAAAGGGAAGGAGGCUGAAAGGGUGGACCUGGAGCUCCGACUGACCCAGGUCAAAGAAAAUCUCAGGAAGAGCCUGGCCAGCGGAGUGCUGGGUGCACAAGCGGAGGCUAAGCCACCCACUAAGGUUCGCAGCAGUAAGACCCAGAAUAUCUAUAGUGAUUCAUUACCAGUAAACUGUGCCGCAGAGAUGCGUAAAAGACAGCCAUCUGUUGCCUCCCCUAAAGGAACAGUGAUGCAGAAGGCCAAGGAAUGGGAGUCAAAGAAGGGGACCUAAGGGUGGGAUCAUGCAAAAGAUUGGGAAAUGGAAACAAAUCAAGAUUUUGAUAAAGACUCUUACAUGCAUACACACUGAGGAAAACAGAACCAUCUUCAUCCCUAAGGAUACACUUUACUCUCUUGGUUUUGAAUAUGACUGAGGAAAAAAAAAUAUUGUAAUGAAAGCGUUCAGUCACUAGGGGGAGUUACAUUUCAUGAAAUAUUUACCCAACUGUCCUCUCCUGCCAAUUGCCGGGAAUCCAGUGAGCUUGUCCUGUACCACACUGCGUUAUGAGUAUUUUCAUUGUCUUGAAUGACAUAGAUACAAGUGUGAGAGACAUGAAAAGUGAGAAAGUGAUGUGUAUGAAAGAAAGAAAAGAGGUAAUCGUCUUGAAAGGCAUGUGCAUUAAGUACAUAAAAUGCAGAUGAAACGGAAAGGCAGAGUGUGCUAGAGCCAGCUGUGCACAAGGUGGGUUAGCUGUUCAGUUGCCAUGUGGGAAAAGAUGGCCUUAGAAUGUGACUUGUUGCAUUUAUAAGUGGGUUGAAUAAUAGGUGGAUGGAAGACAGUUUAUGCCAUGAUGUGCCUUUGACAAUACAUAAUGUUUUUUUUCUUGCCCGUGCAGAGUGAGCCAUGACUACUGUUUUGUAUAUAUUUUAUACUGUGCAAGGUGGUUUCAUUUCUCUUCAGCAUAUGAUGUACCUAUUGAUAACUAUAGUGACUAACACAAUGGUGCUGUUCAUCAGUACAUGCCAAUCUUGUCUGAAUGGGAAAGCCGCACCCUGCAUUAUUUUAACAAAUUCUCUCCUAAACCUGUGGUUGACUUUUGCACUUUACUGUUUUCCUACCUGGAUAAGGGAAUAAUAAAUCCAU